AUGAAAUCUAAUAAAUUUAGUUAGGGUUCUCUUAAAGUAAAAAAAUAGAGAUGUAAUAUAUUAAUAUUAUCAUUCUAGCUCGAAGUUUAAAUGCAUCACAAUAUUUUGAUUUCGCAGAAGUACCAAAACAUAGAGUUUCUCAAGCAUCCAUUGUAAAAACAGAAGGCAAGGAAAUUUAAAGAAGAUUACUCUUUUACCAUAAAACAGUGCUUAUUGAUUAAGUGAUUAGAAACUCAAAUAAGUAGUAAAAAAAUAAAAACUUCAAGGAAAAAAUGUUUGAGAUUGAUGAUUCUCGAUAAAGAAGAUUGAGCUGUUCCUGUAAUGAAUGUGGUAAAAGAUCAACAAAGAUAAAAAAAUUCCAUAAUGUAUAUUAAAAAUAAGAACAAUCUUCCAAAGAAUUAUGGUCAAGCUUAAUUUUAUAAUAGCAAUAGUAAUCAUAAUUAACUAUUUCAACAAAAUCAUUAAAAUCCACAACUACAUUACUCUCAAUUCCUGAUAUUAGUCCUAAAAAGUAAUAAUAGAAAAUUGAGAGUCCAUUAUCAAAGAAAUAUAAACAAAACUAAAAAUUAGUGUCUCCUCCUCUAAUAAAUUUAAAACCAUAUCUUUAUGAAUCACCUCAAAAAAAAAUCACUAAUCUCUAAACUGAAUAAACAUAAUUAAUUCUAAAGCCAAUUUCUUUAAGAUCAUCAGCUCCAAACCUAGAAACUUUUGAUUAUUCUUCCAAAAACAGUAGUCCAAGAAGAGGCAAAUCUAAUUAAAAUUAUAAAUUAGAGUAAUAAGUAUAGACUGCUAGAAAUUUAACAAAAAGAAUGCUUUAAAUUUGCUAUUUGAAACCAUUCUCAGGUAUCUCAAGUCGAAAUACAUGUAUGAAUACAUAAAAAAAGGAACAAAAAUAUUGA
Molecule: messenger RNA, 899 nt
Organism: Paramecium pentaurelia
Lineage: Eukaryota; Ciliophora; Oligohymenophorea; Peniculida; Parameciidae
Source: the annotation of a GenBank genome assembly